AUGCCGAGAUUAGAACAAGUUUCAACCCAAGCUAUAAUGCUUCGAAAAGUCGUAGAAAAAAAGAAGUUAAAACCACUAGUUUUAGAAUUAACAAAACGCCUUGAAAGACUAGACGAGUCCAAAAUUUUAGUUGAAAGUGCAAUUGAACAAAGAAGAACCGCAGCACCCAAACCACCAGUUGAUAAAGCUGCUUCAACAAAGACAGGAAUCGAAAAGCAAUUAGAGGACAGCGAUGAACUUUUGAGUCAACUAAUAGCAGUUGGAAAUGAGCUUGUUACAAAUGUCCAAGUUGCUAAUGAAAAACGUGAAAUUCUUCGUAGAAAUUUUGAAUCAUCCAAAAGAGAUGCUCUUAUGGAAGAUUUGGAAAAAGAAUCUACAGGAGCAAUGGCACGUUUAGAUGAAAUAACGGGCAAAUGGAGUGAAUUACGUUCUAUAAAAGAACCAAUGGGAUUAUUCGAAAAACUAGAAGAACAGAAACAGCGCAUUGACGAUUUAAUGAAACAAAAAGAUGACAUUAUAAAAGAAUGUCAAAUCGAACUAACUCGACUCAAUGAAGAUUAUUACAUUGAUCAAAUUCGUCAAAAUUCUGAUAUAUAUUGCCUAAUUGAAAGAGUUGAUAAUCAAGUAAAUUUAAUUAAAAAUACGUAUAAUGAACAUUUAGUAUUAUUGCAAGAUACUAUAGAGUCAGAAAGAAAAAGCGUAUUCAGUAAAAUGUCAGAGAGUUGGCAAGAUCUAUAUAACAAACAGACGCAUCAUGAAACUGUGAAACAUACUAAACAAAAACAGAAAUCUAGAUUCUAUGACAAUGAAAUUGCAAGAAUAUCAAGAGAACAAGAAGAAAUAACAAGAGGAACUCGCAUACGCUUGGAGCGUGACGCUGAGGCGUUACAACUUGAAUUAAAAAAAGUCAAGAAUACGGUUAUGAUGAAUUCUGAAAAAAUGGAUUAUAAUUAUCGUGUACUGCAAAAACGUAACGAGGAAAACGUUAUUGUAAGUAACCAACAAAAAAGAAGAGUCAGUCGAAUUAUGGAAGCGAUAAAUAUACUAAAAAAAAAAAUAAAAGACACGAAGAUAAAUUCUGAAAUCAAUAUAAAAAAUUUAACAAAAGAAAUUGUUCAACUGCAAUCGAAUAUUUUAGAGUUAGAAGCUAAAGCUGAACGCUUCCGAGCUUUAAAUGAAAAAAGAUAUAAUACAGUUUGGGAUAUGAAUUGUAAGGAAGCCACAGAACUUACAAAUAAAGUUUUAGAUAUUGACCGAUUAUUAUUCGAGCAGCAGUUGGGCUUGGAUUGGGUACGUCCCAAUAUUUUAAAAAUUAAGAAAUCAGAACUUCCUUUCUUCAAAAAGGAUUCAAGUCGAAGCGGAACGACAGCUUCAUCUUUCACUUUUCAUAUUUUUAUACAAGAUUCAAAACUUUCAGAUUUGAGAUCAGACAAAUUAUCUCGAAAUAGUUGUAAAACAGAUGAUGAAAAACUCAACGAAAAUCUUCUACGAAAUAUAUUGUUCAAAAUUGCUGAUCGUGCUGGAUUUUUAUGCGAGGAACGUCUUCUAGAAGUACUAGAACCUUACACUGAAAAUCAAAAAACAUUAGUACGGAUUGACAACAUAUUAAGCGCUUUGAAUAUAAAGAGCUUUAGUGACGUUGAAUGCCUUACAAAAUAUUUUCUACCAUAUGCAUAUUGCCCUAACUGUUCGGAUGGAAUUCAAAUUGAAGAUGUUGAAGAAAUUUUAGAAAGAGAUAGUCCUUCUAAAGAAAAAAUUCAUCAAUUAGAAGAAGAUGCAAACAUUUUUAAACAUAGGACAGAUAGUAUUAAAGAAACAAAACUUGUACCAUGUACACCACAUGCAGAAGAAAUUCACGAAACUUCUUCCCAAAGAAGUGGGACUGCUUUUGAAAAUUUUUCAGAAGAAAUCGAUCAAAAGGUUGAUACUUUAAUUUCAAAAACGUCGCCAGAACAUGAGCUUAAACUUGAAACAUUAAAAAUUCAAAAAAGCGUUAAAUCCGAAGAGACUCCAAAAUGUGCUAAUCAUUAUUUAAUAAUUGAGCCUAGCUUAGUUCUUACCGGUUUAAAAGAUUUUGCUGAAAAACACUUGCAAAAACAUUCGGGAAUUACAUCAAGUUCACCAAGUAAUUCAGAAACCAGCUCUAAUACAAAAAUGAUUUCAAGCGGCGAAGUAAAAAAAUUUUGGAAUCAAUUCAGUGAUGUUAUUACUGAAGAAAAGUUAAAGUUAUGGAAAUGCGUUGAACAUGGUCUUAAUCAUUAUUUAGUUACCUUAAGAGACAGGGAAGAACUUGACAGGCAAUGUGAAUUCUUAAGAAGACAAAAUGCAGAAUUGAAACAUUUAUUAACAAGAUAUUUGCCAGAAAAUCAAGAAGAAUCAGUCAAGCAGAAAGAGUAAAUAAGAAAUAAAUUUAUGAUACAUAUGAAAAAUAAAAACAUUGAACUGCAUAAUCUAAAAUAAUUCUAAGAGAAAUCUUUUAAACACACAUUAUAUAUGACGUGUUCAAUA
Molecule: messenger RNA, 2508 nt
Organism: Condylostylus longicornis
Lineage: Eukaryota; Metazoa; Arthropoda; Insecta; Diptera; Dolichopodidae
Product: dynein regulatory complex protein 1 homolog
Exons: 8
Coding region: 1-2397 (798 amino acids)
Biological process (GO): axonemal dynein complex assembly; regulation of cilium movement; cilium-dependent cell motility
Cellular component (GO): axoneme; axonemal dynein complex
Source: RefSeq, a predicted model, not a curated record